AUGCUUGCAUUGGGAGCAUUUGGCAGUAGACAUGAUUGUGAGAGGUCAGAAAACGGCCAAUGGCGGAGAACGGGACCUGAGGUCCUCAUAGUUAACAGAGAGUCAGCUAUAUAUUCUACCCGUUUGGAAGCAAGAUACAACCAGUUGUCGAGAGAUGUCGAUCAUAGGACACUCUCACGAUUCACCGGCCGAAGCGACCAAGACUACAUUAACCUCCGGGGAAGGAUCGAGGACUGUGUCAAAGAAGCACCAGACGUUAUAAGAAGAAGAUUUACAGAGCUUUCGAAACUGAAAACGGAGGGUAGUCACAGUAAUCGAUACACUGUACCAUUCGAGCUGGAAUAUCAUCGAAAUACCAAUUUCACGGGAAGGAAGGAGUUACUGCACAAGCUCAAGUCAAUGAUCGACGAGGAGGAGCCACGUAUCAUCGUUCUCCAAGGGAUGGGGGGUAUCGGUAAAACCCAAGUUUUGCUAGAGUACGUAUACCAACAUCACGCAGAAUUCAGUUCUGUUUUCUGGGUAAAUGCCACCAGUAAAGAAACAACCACAGCAGGGUUCAGAUCGAUAGUCCAACGAUUGGUUGACCACCAUGCAAAUCUUAUGUCUGCGUCGUCAUUACCCGACUAUGGACAGAUAGCACUGGGGCUGGGUAUUUCUGGAUUAUUGAACCCAGAUGGGCAGAUUCGCGCCGAGGACGAAGUUAACGAACGCAUCGUUGCUGCUGUUAAAAGAUGGUGGGCCCAAGAAGAGAAUGACAACUGGCUUCUGGUUCUUGACAAUAUCGAUGAUCUAGAGUCUUUCAGCAUCCGCGACUUUAUACCAGCUGCUGCAUAUAGACGAUCCUUGUGUCGAGUAGAAGGACUAGGUCGUCUGAACGGACACAACAUCCACGAUACUAAUACACUCAAAGAUCAAGGCGCAGAGACCUCCGCCGCCGAGGAGGUGGCCAAGAGACUUGGAUCCCUCCCUCUAGCAAUCGAUCAAGCGGGCACCUAUAUCGCAGCGCGUCAGAUAACGUUUCAGAAGUACCUAAGCCUAUACGAACGUAAUUUUAAAAAUAUAAUGAAGGAAAAGCUUCUAAGUACAGCAUGGGCGUAUCGAGAUAAAACCAUCAUUACUACCUGGGAGGUCUCAUUUGAAGCAAUAAAAGCUGAAAAUGAAGAAGCCGCCGACCUCCUACUUAUAUGCGCGUUUAUUUCCAAUCAAGACAUAUGGGAAGAUAACCUCAACCGAGGGAUGGGAUGGGACGCACACUCGGGAAGAAGACUUCUUGACGCACUCAAUCUCCUCUUCUCGUAUUCACUAGCUCAUCGCAAAGCUAACAGGGAGUGCUUUCACAUCCAUCCAAUAGUUCAUCGGUGGGCCUUGGAGCGACUUGGAGAUAAGGAGCGAGCACAGGAAACAACCGAAGUAAGCGCACUGCUUGGGCGAGCGCUUUCGCGCACCGGUUAUAGAACGACCAGUCAGUGGAAGUAUGAAGAGCGUAUAUCUCCACAUAUCGAACACUUUAGGGAACAUAUCGAGAUUUAUUUGACAACACUGCCCCCAGAGACGAAGUAUUUGUCUGGGAUCCUCUGGAUGGUGGAAUUCUAUCAUGAUUGGAAGCGCCACCAGAGCGCGGAGGGACUGCUGUUAUACAUGCUUGAAGGGUGCAAAGAAACCUUGGCAGUUGAUGAUCCAAACACGCAGCACAUCAUGAAUCUCUUAGGCGUGUCCUAUCGAUAUCGUGGACUGGUGGAAAAGGCGAAAGGUUUACUCACACAUGUUCUAGAAACGCGCAAGCGGUUACUGGGGGACGAGCAUGUGAAUACAUUGAAUACUGCGCACGAACUAUUCAUUUUAUAUAGGGAUGAAGGGCAGCUAGAUGAGGCAGAGGUAAUUGGAAUGCAAGUUCUUGAAGCGAGGAAACGAAUACUUGGAAACGAAAAUAAGGCUACCUUAAUGUCUCUAGGCGAAUUAGCCAUCCUCUACGAGCUCCAAGGACGGUCGGCGGAAGCAGAAACAUUACACCUGCAGGCGCUGGACAUAUCUACCCGAACACUAGGAGAGGAAAAUCCGGAUACUCUUACAGUUCUACACGACCUUUCCCAUCUCUACGUUUCGCAGGGACGUUUGGAGGAGGCAGAAACACUAUUGCUGCAGGUGAUAGAGGCGGCAAGCCAAACUCUCGGAAAGGAAUAUCCAAGCACCCUUCACAGUAUGCACCUCCUUGCGGAGGUAUAUAAGAGUCAGAAACGAUUAGCAGCGGCAGAGACAGAGACAAUACUUCUGUAG
Messenger RNA from Morchella sextelata, 2274 nucleotides. RefSeq lists its product as uncharacterized. Gene Ontology annotation, molecular function: protein binding. The record is from RefSeq and is a predicted model, not a curated record. Bases 1 to 2274 code for a protein of 757 amino acids. Lineage: Eukaryota; Fungi; Ascomycota; Pezizomycetes; Pezizales; Morchellaceae. The transcript is spliced from 5 exons.